AUGGACUCCAUGUUCGAGGACGACAUCAGCAUCCUGACACAGGAGGCUCUGGGGCCAGAUGAGGACUGGCUGGACAGCCCCAACACUGACCUCUCGGGUGAGAUGUGCUCAGCCUCCCACUUUGCCCUCAUCACUGCCUACGACGACAUCAAGAACCGACUGACAGGGCUGGAGAGGGAGAACUCCACGCUCAAGCGUCGGCUCAAGAUGUAUGAGGUCAAGUACCCACUGAUCGGUGAGUUCGGCGAGGAGCACAUCUUCUCCCUCUAUGAGGCCAAGGAGACGUCGCUGCUCAAGAGUGAGAAGGCAUCUCUGCAGCAGCAGCUCAACCAGUUCCAGCACGAGCUGCAGAAGAGCAAAGAGCGUGAGGAGCAGCUGGAGGAGAUGAUCCAGGCGUAUGAGAAGCUGUGUGUGGAGAAGGCUGACCUGGAGACUGAGCUGGGAGAGAUGCGAGCGCUGGUGGAGACACACCUGAGCCGCAUCCGGAGCCUGGAGCAGCAACUGCGGCAACGCGACGGAGGCUCCUUCCCGGGGCUGGGCACGCAGGAG
Messenger RNA from Acanthisitta chloris (rifleman), 549 nucleotides. RefSeq names its product TANK-binding kinase 1-binding protein 1-like. The transcript has 4 exons. Gene Ontology annotation, cellular component: cytoplasm. Gene Ontology annotation, biological process: canonical NF-kappaB signal transduction. Lineage: Eukaryota; Metazoa; Chordata; Aves; Passeriformes; Acanthisittidae. The record is from RefSeq and is a predicted model, not a curated record. The annotation marks the transcript as partial.